This is a messenger RNA of Osmerus eperlanus (European smelt), 1325 nucleotides long. RefSeq lists its product as uncharacterized. Bases 227 to 1252 code for a protein of 341 amino acids. The transcript has 4 exons. The record is from RefSeq and is a predicted model, not a curated record. Lineage: Eukaryota; Metazoa; Chordata; Actinopteri; Osmeriformes; Osmeridae.
CCCAUCAGAGCAACUACUCCAGCUACCUGUAGCUGCUAAGGGGGGCAUUUUACCUGCAUUGUCCCCUGUGAGAGACACAGAGAGAGCUCCGUGUGAAACAGCAGUGGAGGAACAAAGAUUGUUGUCAGUCAGGAUCUUCAGAACAGAGGAAAGUGUGGGGAUACUAGCAGAGAGACCAACAGUCUACAGAGAUCCUUCAGUGGAAGAUUUGCGUAUCACUUCAUCUAUGGUAGAGGAACUGGAGGAACUGGUCUUGGAGAUGAAGUCUGAAUCAAAAGUGCCAAGGAGUGACAUCAUCGCAAAGGCUCCUUCUCCUGCAGUGACAGAGGCGGCCAACAGAGUGUUGGCACUCAGGAUCCCCAGUAGAGAUAGUUGUGUGGGGAGACCAGCAGUGACACCAGAGAGACACACAUCUCCAGGAGCAUCUCCACAGUCUUGUCGUGUGUCAGUGAGCCUGGUCAGGGCUCUCUCUGACCCCACCAGUCACAGCAAAGCUCCGGGUGGAGAGUCUGUUCAUAAAUCAGUAGAAACACAGACCUCUUCUGAUUCAGAGGAUCAAGACCAGAGCUCGAUGACAGGUUUUACUGGAUUGGACCAAGUCAGCCUUUCUGAGCCCUCCCUUCAGAACUUUGCCAAUUGUGUGUGGACUCUUUACAACUUGACCAGAGAUUCUCCUGAGGGCUGUCUGUCCACCACAGUACUCUCCCGGCCUCCCUUCAACGGCUCAGCUCACAUCAGGAACUUUGGUCCAGAGCAUGUUCUGUUGGCAGAGAGGCCCUGUCAGCAACAAGUCGAGACCCAGAAUCCUGCCAGCCAGCCAGAACUGUGUCAAGCUUAUCAGCCCCAGCUGGUCCAGGCUCAGCCGGGCCCAAGUUGGCCCUACUUCCCCGGGAUCCCAUCCUCAGCCCUCCCCCUUCCCCCCUCACGCCCCACCACCCCCAACCAAGAUAUCAGCGUCCCCGACCAUUUCCUCUUUCUGGAUGGUAACCAGGUGUCAUUGGGUCAGAGUGCUCCUGCUUCAACUACAGUUCCCACUGGCCACAAUCAGCCUUCUGGGUUGAGGACCAAUCAGCCUGCUGGAUCCAGGAGAGACAGCCCCCAUGGGUUCCUCUCCUUGUCCUUUCCAAUAGAAUACCUGAUUGGUGAGGAGGGCCGAAUGGUCUCCCCAGCACUGAUCCGUGUGCUCUUACCCCAGCCCAACGAGGAGGAAGAGAGACCAGCCUCCAGAGAGACUAGCAGCCAGAGAGACUAGCCGCUGGCAAAGGCGAGCUUAUCUGCAGAGGACUGCAGAGUUUUUCGAAGCCUCUUAUUAAACAUGGAGUCAU